CGGAGAUCGCGAGCAUUUGCAAACCCUGCACAUGCCAACGCGGGGCCGGCCGGCCCGAUGCACGCCGCUAAUAUACGGUCUUUCGAUUCGCUGCGAGCUGUGUAGGCCGAAGCCAGAGCCCGUCUCAAAAAGUACCAAGCUUGACUGGGGAAUUCUGCCGCUCAUUCAACAUUUUAUGAAACAGCACUGUCAUUAGUUUACAAUGAAGUAUCUUCAAAUUGCAACUGCUUGUUUCCUACUUGUGGCAUUUACUGCCGCAAAACCGUCGAAGUCGUCGAUCAAUCCAGACUUGAUCAACGCGAAGGUUGAGCGAACAGUCGACGUGGCCUCCCAGCUCGUGAAGAUCUCAGCUGUAGUGACUUUUGAAAAUACAGGCAAAUCGUCAGCAGGGUUUUUCGUCUUUGCUCUUGAUUCAGCUCUGGUCGACAACCUUGCCUUCCUUGGUGCUACUACGGGAUCUGGAGAUGAACAUAAUUCCCUGUCCAUAGCAGAAACAGCUGUUGAAGGAAAACCGGGAGGUGCAUUCUACAGUGUGAAGUUGGACUCUCCAUUGGCAGGUGGUGCAUCAGUAGAUGUGAGCAUAGAAUCUGUAUUCACUCACACACUCAGGCCGUAUCCAGCUAAGAUCACUCAGAGUGAGAAACAGUUCGUUGAAUUCACUGGCAAUGCAUACUUUCUGACACCAUAUGCAACAAAGACACAGACAACAAAGGUGAUAAUUUCUUCCAGCAAUGUGGAGUCUUUUAGCAAGGUUAAUCCAGUUUCCCAUAAUGAAGACGUCAUCACAUAUGGUCCUUACGAUGAUGUUGCACCAAUGAGUGAGGCUGAAUUGAAGGUGCACUAUGAGAAUAAUUCACCUUUCUUGACUGUGACUUCUAUGACUCGUGUUAUUGAAGUAUCUCAUUGGGGUAACAUUGCAGUAGAAGAGACUGUAGAUGUUAGUCAUACAGGAGCUAUACUCAAAGGAUCUUUCUCAAGAUAUGACUACCAGAGAACACAAGAUGGAUUCUCCUCUGUCAAGUCAUACAAGACCAUCUUGCCAGCUGCCGCCCGUGAUAUCUAUUACCGUGAUGAAAUUGGUAACAUUUCUACCAGUAAUAUGGUGGAGCAUGAUGACUAUGUAGAGUUGGAGCUGAGACCUCGAUUUCCUUUGUUCGGUGGAUGGAAGACUCACUACUAUAUUGGGUACAAUCUGCCAAGUUAUGAAUAUCUUUACAGUUCAGGAGAUCAAUAUAUUCUGAAGAUGCGUUUCUUGGAUCACAUCUAUGAUGACAUGAAUGUUGAUGAAGUUGUCCUGAAGAUCAUCCUCCCAGAAGGGUCCAAGAAUCUUGAACUGGUGACCCCAUACCCUGUAAAGCGUGGAGCUGAUGAGAAACACUUUACCUAUCUUGAUACCAUUGGACGACCUGUUGUUGUUGCAUCUAAGAACAAACUGGUGGAACAGCACAUCACAGACUUUGAACUUCAUUACACAUUCCAGAAACUACUUCUGCUUCAGGAACCUCUGUUAGUAGUUGGGGCCUUCUAUCUUCUAUUUGUCACCAUUAUUGUUCUUGUCCGCAUGGAUUUCUCCAUCUCAAAGGAUGAAGUAUCCGAAUCUCGCAUGAAGGUUGCAGGUCUAGUAGAGGAGGUUGCAUCCCAACAAGCCAAACGUAGUCGUCUCACCAAGCGUUAUGAAGAUGCCAUCUUUAAGUAUAAGUCUAACAAGGAUGCUAACGGAUUCCGUGGCACCUUGAAGAAGAUUGAGAGUGAAUAUCGUUCAGCUACUGAUACCAUCAAGGACUUGGCUACCACUAUCAGCAAGGAGAAUGCUGAUGUAGGAGAUAAGGUGAACGAGGUACAGAAGUUGAGCCGUCAGCAUAAGGAGCUGAUCCAAGCAGCCAUUACUAAUGCUGAGAAAGUCAUGGCUGGAAAGUUCUCCAAGAAUCAAUAUGUAGACAUUGACAAGGCUACUACAGCAAAGCGUACUGAGCUUGAAGCCAAGAUAGAGGCUUUGCUUGGCAACCUUUAAAUCACUUAAGAAUCUGUUAGAGUGACUUAAUAGUUGAUGUAAUUGUAACAAAGUCUUUUUUUUUUUAAGAGAACUCUCCAUGAAUUGCUUUGUUUGUAUUUGAAAUGUUUCUUAUUUCAGGCAGCAGUAGUAUGUAGAUUUUUUUUGGUUCAUCCACAAUAUCAUGUAGAUAGAAGGGGUGAUGGUAAAUAAAUUACUUUAUUGAAGGUAUAUUGACAUCUUUGAAACUACUCUUUGUUUAUAAUAAACAUACAAGUAGACAAUAACAAACAAACCAAAACAAAAUUGCUGGUUGUGAUGUGCUAAAAAGAUAAUGUGGGAUCUUUAAACCUAUGAAUAUUGAUCAUGUGGGAUAGGAUUGCCAGCCAAGAAAAAGAAAAGUCGUAUGGCUUAUAGAGCAGUGUAGGAUCAAAACAUCCUAGUUUCAGUUACCAUGUUACAUCAAAGCCAGAUUUUAUCUUAUGAAAUUUGAUUUAUAUAUUAAUCAAACUUCUUACAAUUUCUCUCUUGUUUAUGGAGGGGGUGACUCAUGGAGAAAUUAUUUUGUGACAUAUUUCUAAACAAAUUUUGGUGGAUCCUUCAUUAAAGAAAUAUUUGAAUAUUAUGCUGAACUAUUCACAGUUACUUGAGCAAUAGUUUGCGAUCAUUUGGUUACAAUAUAUGUUGCACAGAAUCACAGCGGUUGUAAGCAGUGGCACCACCAAUUGUGAAAGGGGCUUUAAGUGUGCAUUGUUGAAAAUAAUGUCUAGUACCUGAAUUAACUAAGCAUCAUGGUUUCUUGAAAUCUGUGCAUAAUGUUCAUAAAUGAUUGUUUUGUCAAUUACUGCUUAAAUAAAUGCUCAUAGUUGUAUUGGUA
Lytechinus variegatus (green sea urchin) is the source of this 2867-nucleotide messenger RNA. RefSeq names its product dolichyl-diphosphooligosaccharide--protein glycosyltransferase subunit 1-like (gene rpn1). Bases 203 to 2011 code for a protein of 602 amino acids. NCBI's taxonomy places the organism in Eukaryota, Metazoa, Echinodermata, Echinoidea, Temnopleuroida, Toxopneustidae. The record is from RefSeq and is a predicted model, not a curated record. Gene Ontology annotation, cellular component: membrane; oligosaccharyltransferase complex. The transcript is spliced from 12 exons.